CCGGAUUCGAUCGUCAAUUGUUUUAUAAAAUGCAAGAUUAACGACCCUAACUUUCUCGUAGACCUUUUCUUCUGAGCCAUCUGCUUGCGAAAGUAAACUUUUUACCUUUAAACACCUACACAUGUAACGAUAAAACAUGUGCAUUCUUCUGGAAAGACUUGUCAGUUCUGCUUCAAAUUCCCCACCCCCUGGGCAGGAACGUCAUUCAGAUACCUGUGGGUUCCCCGGGGUAAAUGUAGAAGUUUCGAAUUGAUUGGGGCUUCACAGUCGAAAUAAAGAGUUACUUUGCACUUCGUGUAUACCAUACGAUACGCGAUACAAAACUGGAAGUUUCGAAAAUUACUAAAAUAACAUUGUAAUUGUUUGAAAUAAUAACUGAUAGCACAGGUGGCAUUAUGAGUUCAUAAUAAAGAGAUGUAACUUUAUAUUUGGAAUUCACUAAACAAACUGCAAUCAUAUUCGCAAUGUUUCAGGCGAGGCUGACUUUGCAGAAUAUUUUGUUCCUUUACAUAGUGUUUCCUUUUAAACAAUCUUUAUUCUCCACAAGUUUUCAACGUGAUUCUAAGUUUCGUGUCGCUUCUUUUAUCGACCAUGUUUUUCACGUUCUUGAUAUAGUGGAGCUUGAAUCCAGCCUUGUCAGAGAUCGAUUAGAUUGUGUGCUUCAAUGUUUAGAGGAUCAGCGAUGUUUCUCAACAAACCUUGCUGCUAAACCUGAUAUCACUGGUAACUAUGUUUGUGAGCUGCUUCCCACAGACAAGUAUAACGCUUCUGACAGCUUUAAACCAAGUCCACAUUUCCAUCACUACAGUGUUAAGAGUCCAUGUUUAUCAAAACCUUGUCGGAAUAACAGCAGCUGUCGAGCCUUGUAUCAACUGAAUGAUUUCUGGUGUGAGUGUCAAGCAAAUUACUCUGGAAGAUAUUGUGAAAAAUGGCUUGUCGAAAUACCGGGGGAUGUUUGCAUGUAUGGGAAAGGCGAUAAGCCAGGGGUGUUUUUCACACCAAUGGCCGGUAAAAUCUACUCUACCAGGUUGGUACAUAUUUCUGGUAAGGUGAGCUGCACACCUGAAGAUGAAAGUAACUGGGGUUAUCAUUCCUUCAUCGACACAAUUCUAACAGAUAAGGACGACCACGUUGUUUUCCCAGAAGAUCAAAUAGCUAAUUAUUACGAGCUUCCUGGAUUCACAGGCAACUCUCCUGAGCUGGUCUUAACAUUUACUUCUCCAUUGGUGGUGAACGCUGGUCAAGAAUAUCGGCUGUGGUAUUGGGAAGACCUCGUCAACGAUACCGAAGAAGACAACAAGCCUGGAUCAUCCUGCAUGAAAGUCAUUUAUCUUUUUAGCGAUUGAUUUUCGUAAAUUAAGCGAGG
Molecule: messenger RNA, 1366 nt
Organism: Pocillopora damicornis (cauliflower coral)
Lineage: Eukaryota; Metazoa; Cnidaria; Anthozoa; Scleractinia; Pocilloporidae
Source: RefSeq, a predicted model, not a curated record